GACGAUUUCGACCGAAAACCACCUUCAGAGGAUUAUCCUAGCUCUACUCACUGCCUUGUUAAUUUCAGCCGCUAUAAUAUAGCUAGCUUCACGGCGAUAUUCGUCCUUAUCGACGAAUCGCCUUCCGAUGAGGAUCUCUCAUUCUCGAAGAUCGCCCAUCGAAGAAAUGCUUCUGUAGUGUUCCUGUCAUCCAAGAGUGAUCGCAAAUUGGCCGCCCGAAGUCGAAGCGAUGAAAUACCCGUGUGCGAUCUGCUGAAACAACGAUUCGUCUGGCUCGAUUUGACCGAACACUUUCUACUAACGCGCCAGAGCUUUGUGGAAGAGUACAUGUCUUCUUCGUCAGCGCACCCGUCUUCCGUGCCUUACGAAUUGGUAAGGCGUGACGCGCGAGGGAUGCAGUUCGUUCUACAUGAACGUGCAGUGUUUGAUUUUUUGAAGCAGAAACGGAUUGUCGCCGAUCUUCUCGACUCGCCGUCACCAGAUGAGUUCAAGGAUAAUGUGCAUACGAAUCCGAACUUGGACACAGCCGGUGUGACUAUCGAAAGCUCA
Messenger RNA from Ostertagia ostertagi, 549 nucleotides. The record is from the annotation of a GenBank genome assembly. Lineage: Eukaryota; Metazoa; Nematoda; Chromadorea; Rhabditida; Trichostrongylidae.